This is a messenger RNA of Saprolegnia parasitica CBS 223.65, 274 nucleotides long. RefSeq lists its product as hypothetical. Bases 1 to 204 code for a protein of 67 amino acids. Gene Ontology annotation, cellular component: nucleus. The record is from RefSeq and is a predicted model, not a curated record. Gene Ontology annotation, biological process: regulation of DNA-templated transcription. Gene Ontology annotation, molecular function: DNA-binding transcription factor activity, RNA polymerase II-specific; RNA polymerase II cis-regulatory region sequence-specific DNA binding. The transcript is spliced from 2 exons. Lineage: Eukaryota; Oomycota; Saprolegniomycetes; Saprolegniales; Saprolegniaceae.
AUGGACGACUUGAUCUUCAAGACGCGCGACCGAAUCGGGAACCACUGGGCCGACAUUGCGCGGCUUUUGCCGGGCCGCACGGACAAUGCCGUCAAGAAUCGCUUCUACUCGACGAUGCGUCGCCGACUGCGCCAGCAGCGCGCGAGUGCGCGGCAGAAAUCCUCGAAAGACGACGAAAAGAAAGAGCCCGAUGGCCCGUCGUAGGUCGACCCACCCUGCCAUCACCCCCUUUUGCUUACUAGUGUCGUUGUUGUACUAAUUCUACUACCAUCGU